Messenger RNA from Fulvia fulva, 1587 nucleotides. RefSeq names its product MFS-type transporter ppsE. Lineage: Eukaryota; Fungi; Ascomycota; Dothideomycetes; Mycosphaerellales; Mycosphaerellaceae. The record is from RefSeq and is a predicted model, not a curated record. Gene Ontology annotation, biological process: transmembrane transport. The transcript has 3 exons. Bases 1 to 1587 code for a protein of 528 amino acids. Gene Ontology annotation, molecular function: transmembrane transporter activity.
AUGGACGACGACGAGAAGCAGCCCGUGGAGGCUGUCGAGGAAGAAACUGGACUCAAGCCCACGUACACGCACUCCAAGGAAGAGGAGCACGACCAAUAUAAUGACAAGACCCCCACGGCAAAGAGAGGACUUGGAUAUUCGGAAGCAGACCUGGAGAAUCACCGGCUUAGCCUGCACCAUGCACAAUCGCAUGUCUCGACGCAUGAUGCUGCCAUAGUUCACCACGACCAUGACCAGCACUUCGAGGCUGGCGACGAAAUAUACGACAAGUUCAGCCCGAGACGAAAGAUGCUCAUCGUCUCCAUCAUGAGCUUCUGCUCAUUCCUAGCACCCAUCAGCUCGACAAGCAUUCUCGCGGCCAGUCCCGAAGUCGUGGCGACAUUCGACACCACCGGAACAAUCUUCAACAUCAGCAACGCUCUCUACAUGCUGUUUAUGGGUAUCUCGCCACUCUUCUAUGGACCUAUAGGUCAGACCUACGGCAGGAAGUGGACGCUAUCGAUUGCCGCUGUCACAUUCACGGCCUUGAGCAUUGGCACAGCUCUGUCACCGAACUUGGCUGCCUACUUUGUCUUCCGUAUGUUAACGGCCUUCCAAGGGACCGCCUUCUUGAUCAUCGGAGGAACGGUCAUUGGGGACAUCUACAAGCCGAUUGAACGUGGCACGGCCUAUGGGUGGUUCAUGUCUGGCACGUUGAUCGGUCCAGCCAUGGGUCCCUUCAUUGGCGGAAUUAUCGUGACCUAUGUGUCUUGGCGCGACAUCUUCUGGCUACAGACAGCACUCUCCGGCUUCAGUACCGUACUCGUCAUCUUCUUCCUCCCCGAGACAAUCCACCGCCGGCGAAGUGACGAGCUAGUCGGCCUCUCCAGAGCAAAGAAAGCCAAGCAACUAUGGGCAUGGGUCAAUCCAGCUAGGGUUCUCUUCCUGUUCAAGUAUCCGAACCUCAUCAUCAUCGGUUUGGCCUCUUCAAGUCUGGUCUGGAACAUGUACUCCCUCCUCACACCGAUCCGAUACGUCCUCAACCCGCGCUUUGGCCUAACCACACCACUGCAGUCCGGCCUGUUCUACAUCGCGCCAGGUUGCGGGUACCUUUUCGGUACCUUCUUCGGCGGCAAGUGGGCAGAUCGCGUGGUGAAGAAGUGGAUCAUCAAGCGCGGUGAGCAUGUCGCGGAGGAUCGUCUCCAUUCCUCUCUCAUCACGAUGGGUAUCGUGAUCCCAGCGUGCAUGAUCGUCUAUGGUUGGAGCAUCGAGAAAGAGGUCGGCGGCAUACCAUUGCCUGUCAUUGCCAUGUUCUUACAGGGUGUCGCGCAACUAUUCUGCUUCCCUUCGCUGAACACCUACUGCCUCGACGUGAUGCAAAAACGCUCCAGCGAAGUCGUAGCAGGCAAUUACUUCAUGCGCUACCUCUUCGGCGCCGCAGGCUCAGCAGCAGUGCUCCCCAUCGUCGACGCAAUCGGUGUAGGUUGGUUCAGCACCAUCUCAGCACUCUUCGUCUUCCUCGGCGCAUUUGGGACGUGGUGUGUAACAGUUUGGGGACGACAAUGGAGGGACGCAAUCGAUAAGGACAAAGAAGGAGAGGACCAGUAG